Molecule: messenger RNA, 1755 nt
Organism: Rhizophagus irregularis DAOM 181602=DAOM 197198
Lineage: Eukaryota; Fungi; Glomeromycota; Glomeromycetes; Glomerales; Glomeraceae
Biological process (GO): SCF-dependent proteasomal ubiquitin-dependent protein catabolic process
Cellular component (GO): SCF ubiquitin ligase complex
Source: RefSeq, a predicted model, not a curated record
CCGGUGCGUUAAAGAAUCCACGAGUGAUUAACAGAUGUCUACUUAUCAUGUGAAUAACUGAUACUUAUAAAUUGUAACAAAUUAAAUUUUUUUUUAAUUAACAAUGGUGAGAGAUAAUUACAUGGAUAACCCUUGUUAAUUCUUAAAUAGGAAAUCGGUAUAUAUUAGAUUGGGCACAUGAGUAAUUAUUAUGUCGUACAACAUGUUACAAACGCAACUACUUAAAUUUUUUUUUUUUUUAAAAAAAAAAAAAAAAAAAAUGUCCAAACUAAAUGGAGAUGUACUUAAUUUAAUAUUUAAAGUAUUUCAUUCUGAUAAUAAAACCCUUUAUUCAUGUCUUUUAGUUAAUAAAACCUGGUGUGAAGUAGUUAUUCCGUUUUUAUGGAAAGAUCCUUGGAAAGAUUUAAUAGGAGAAAACGAAAAUUUAUUAUUAAACGUAAUCAUCUCACAUUUAUCAGAUGAAUUAAUAAAUAAUUUAAAAAGUCAAGGAGUCGAUUUUUUAACAAAUUCAUAUACUAAACCUUUAUUUAAUUAUAUUAGUUUUUGUAAGCACUUAAAUUUAAAUGUAAUCGAAAGAAUGAUUAAUGCGAACAUUUUCAUCGAAACUUCAACCGUUAAAAAUGAAGUUAUCAAUCUUUUUAUUAAUGAAAAUACAAAAUUUACACACCUUUAUAUACCUCAUAAAUUUAAUUAUCAAAUACAUCUUAUUCCUGGAACCGAUCAUUGCUUUUCAGAACUUGAAUUUCUCAGUUGUAAUACUUGUAUCACUGAUAAUGCUUUGAAUGGAUUAACAGAAAUAUGCAAAUCAAUUAAAGUAUUGGAACUUAUUGAAGUAGUUAAAAGCAACUAUGGAAUUGUUAAAUUAAUAGAAGCUCCAAAAAGAUUAUUUACUAUUCGUCUUAUAACAGAGAACUGUAGGGUCGAUGAGCCAUUUUAUAAAAUUCUUGAAAAUUCUUUUACUAAGCAUGCAAAUUUUAUACAAGAUUUUAUAACGAAUAAAAGUUCUAUUUCAAAUAUUCUUUCAUCUUUUGUAAAUUUAAAAAGAUUAGAAUUGAGAUGUAAUAACUUUACGACUGUAGCCACAUGGGAUUGUUUAAAAGAUUUGUCCUUACCUUUCUUACAAACUUUAAAAGCUAUAAAAAUUCCUUUCGAUGUUUUAGCUAGUUUAAUUGAUAAUACAAAUGGAUAUCUUAAUGAAAUAAGCAUUAGUUAUGUGCAUAAUGAUGAGUUUAGUAAUAAGAGAAUUAUUCAGGCUAUUUAUAAAAAUUGUCCAAACCUUAAAUAUCUUAAAUUAUUGUUUAGGAGUAGUAAUAUUUUGGAAUUAGAAAAUUUAUUGACAAGGUGUCAAUAUUUAGAUGGAUUAUUUUUAAUUACUGAUAUGUAUUUAUAUAACGAUUAUAUACUAUUUGAAAACUUAUUUGAAGUAUUGGCUAGAUCAUCACCAACUAAUUUAUUUAAAUUUAAAAUCUAUAUUAAUAAAACACCAAAGUUGGAAUCAUUAAAAUUGUUCUUUGAUAAUUGGAAAGGUAGACACCCUAUGUUAUUACAAACCAUUCAAUAUAAUAAGCAUUGGGAUGAACCUUUUGAUUUGAUAGAAAAAUAUAAAGUAGAAGGAAUUAUUAAAAAAUAUGAUCAUGUUUUGAAUGAAUCUAUUUUUGAAGAUUUUAAGUGGAUUGAACAAAAAUUUUAAUCAUUUAUAAUUAUAUAUAUGAAAAUUUUUUAAUUAAUACUAAAUUUUAUUAGGCAUAAAUAAAC